Colletotrichum aenigma is the source of this 756-nucleotide messenger RNA. It is a transcript of the gene RPE1, whose product is annotated as Ribulose-phosphate 3-epimerase. Gene Ontology annotation, biological process: pentose-phosphate shunt; carbohydrate metabolic process; pentose-phosphate shunt, non-oxidative branch. The record is from RefSeq and is a predicted model, not a curated record. Gene Ontology annotation, cellular component: cytosol. NCBI's taxonomy places the organism in Eukaryota, Fungi, Ascomycota, Sordariomycetes, Glomerellales, Glomerellaceae. The transcript is spliced from 4 exons. Gene Ontology annotation, molecular function: D-ribulose-phosphate 3-epimerase activity; metal ion binding. The coding region runs from base 1 to 756 and encodes 251 amino acids.
AUGGCGCCCAAAGCUAUUGUUGCACCCUCGAUCCUGGCGGCCGACUUUGCCGACCUCGGCGCAUGCUGCUCACGCACAAUUUCUCAAGGAGCCGACUGGCUUCAUGUUGACAUUAUGGAUGGACACUUCGUGCCCAACAUCACGUUUGGGCCGGGUGUCGUGAGCAAGAUCCGCGGCCAUGUCACCAAGCCCUCUGAGAAGGACGGCAAGGGAACCUUCGAUUGCCACAUGAUGAUCUCAGAACCUAAGAAGUGGGUUAAGGAGUUCAAGGACGCCGGCUGCGAUCUUUACUGCUUCCACUACGAAGCCGCCUUCUCCUCCAACGCCGAGAGGCCCGAGGACAAAUCCGACGAGACGACGAAUCCCAAGGCUCUGAUCCGCUACAUUCACGAGCAAGGUCUUCAUGCUGGUAUCGCGAUCAAGCCUGCAACGCCUGUUGACGUUCUCUGGGAUAUUCUUGAGAGCGAGGACCCUCUCGAGAGACCCGAAAUGGUCCUCGUCAUGACGGUCGAGCCCGGCUUCGGCGGGCAAAAGUUUAUGGCCUCUGAGCUGCCCAAGGUUCAAGCCCUGCGCGAAAAGUACCCAGACCUCAACAUUGAGGUCGAUGGUGGUCUCGGAGCCGGCACCAUUGACCAGGCAGCCGAUGCUGGUGCGAACGUCAUUGUGGCAGGUAGCGCUGUGUUUGGCGCAAAGGACCCGUCAGAGGUCAUUUCAAUGUUGAAGUCGGCCGUGGAGAAGAGGAUUGGCAAGCUCUGA